UUCAACUCGACCUUGCUCGCAUCUCAUCCAGCAGCUGGUCUCUGCGGCUCCAACCUAGACCCCUAGACCCACCAUACACGACGAAUCGCGGGCCGAUUCCACGACUCCUCUACGCACCGACCACUAGACCCAGCGCUCUGCCCCCCGCCCACUCUCCACGCUCCUCAACCGACCUUUGUCAACACCCUCCCUCCCCGCGGGGAGGCAGCCGACUGGAAUCGCCCGCAACAACAAGACUCACACCACGCAACCAUGUCGCCCACGGAAACCGCGUACCUCAGCGCCAUUGCGCGGCAGCCUAAAGAUGCGCUGCCAGAGCAGAUCUACGAGAAACUCGAGAUGGUGGGCAAAGGCGCGUACGGCGCAGUGUACCAGGGCAAGCAUACCGGAACAGGCCACAUUGUCGCGCUGAAGAUCAUCAACCUCGACACCGAGGACGACGACGUGCAGGACAUCCAAAAGGAAGUGUCCCUCCUCCAGCAGUUAAUGAAGAGCUUUGCCUCGGCUGCGGCCACUGGCCCGAACGCCGCGGCGACUCCCAUGCCAAACGUCAUCAAGUACUACGGCAGUAUGAUGGACGGCCCGAGAGUGUGGAUCAUUAUGGAGUAUGCGGAAGGUGGAAGUAUCCGCACUUUGUCGAGAGCCCAGCCCCUCAAGGAGAUGCACAUCUGUUUGAUCAUCCGCGAGGUCCUCGUGGCGCUCACAUUCUUGCACAAGAACGGCAUCAUUCACCGUGACAUCAAGGCCGCCAACAUCCUCUUGACGUCGAACCCGACCCGUAUCCUGCUGUGUGACUUUGGUGUCGCUGCCCUUCUCGCGUCCAACACUUCUAAGCGCUCGACAUUUGUCGGCACGCCGUACUGGAUGGCGCCGGAAGUGGUGACCCAGGGCAAGCUCUACGACGUCAAGGCCGACAUCUGGAGUCUGGGAAUCACGCUUCUCGAGAUGGCGCACGGCGAGCCACCAAUGUCGGGUCAGCCCGCGGCGCACGCCGUCAAGAUUCUUGGGGACAAGAAGCUUCGCGCACCGAGACUAGAAGGUGGUACUUGGAGUAAGGACAUGCGCGACUUUGUCGUUGCGUGUCUGAACGAGGAGCCAAGCGAUCGCUCCAGCGCCGAGGAGCUCAGCAAGAUGAAGUGGCUCAAAAACCAGGCCAAGGCUCCGCUCACGCCCCUCAACGAGCUCAUGGUCCGGUUCAAGAACUGGAAGGACCAGGGCGGCCAGCGGCAAAGUCUGCAGCCUGGCAUCGGCGCACAAGUGGAAGACGACUCGGCGACUAUGAGCGGCGAGGACUGGAGCUUUACUGUCAAGUCGCGCAUGAGCAUGCUCUCUGACCUCCCCUCGGACGACCAGAAGCCGGCGCCGCCGCCAGAGUCCUUGCGUCGCCUGUUCCAGGACGACAGCCUCGACUCUGAUCCGUUCCAGUCGACACUGCAGCACCAGUCGACGUUUGCCCACCAGCAAGCAUUGCCGCCUGUUCCACCUAUUGCGCCGCCCAUUGAACCCAAGUCACCUCUCCGUGCGCUUGUUGCCGCCGAGAAGAAGGAUGACGGGGACAAUGACGGUGGCACGGUUAGACAACGUAAGCCACCCGGCUUGUUCAUUGUCACGAACCCGUCCAACCCGACGGCGACAACCUCAACCAUUGGCAGCAGCGAAGAGUCGUCACAGCCGACACCGUUAGCACGUCCUCCUCUCCGCACCAAGGCCAGCCUCGACACGUUUGCCUCGGCGCCGACGAGCCGCUCACAGCCCGAGAUGCCGCGGGCUGCGCCUGGGGUCCGGAGACCGAGUGGCUCGGAUGCCGCUGGCCUCCGAGGCUUCCAGUUCCCGCUCAUGACCGGUGCGAACAAGCAGCAGCCUGCCCCGCCGCCCCAGUUCGCCCGUGACCCUCGCCGUGCACAGUCUCCAUCAACCAUGCCGCCGCUCAGCGACAGCCCACUUGGUCUCGGUGCCGCCCCCAACCCACCAUUCGCACAAGGCCGCACGCCGAUGAUGCGCCAGGCCAGUGCCACAAUCAUGGAGGGGCGCGCCGCUACGCAUAACCAAGCGGCGCAGCAGCAGUUUGCACUUGCCCACGAAGGCCCCAUCUCGCCAUCAAAAGCCGCGAGAGCGCCCAACAUGAUGGGCGUCGGCAUGAUUCGGUCACGCUCUGGGUCCCGCGUCGAGGAGAACGGUCUUGCAGGCGGCAUGGGCCUGCGUGACCUCCUCAAGCUAUCCCCCGCCGUCCCCGACCCCGACCUCCUCCCACCUUCACCAUCAACACUCACCGCGCCGAAGCCAUUCGUCGCGCUGCCGUCGCCUCUCGCCAUCCCGCCAGGCGGCGAGCACGAGCGGCAGAACUCUGGCUCGGGCUCGGCUCAUCUCCCCAGCUCACUGGCGAUGCACGCCGCGCGCCAGACGCACGGCCACGUGCACGCCAAUUCAGCGUUCACCUCCAACGUGUCGUCGAACUCGUUCCCGAUGCUCACACCGCCCACGCCCGGCAUGCCCCCCGGCACGCAGUUCGCGCCGCCGCGACCACUCGACCUCGCAAGGCUCGACAAGACACCGGCUGUGCUAGCCGAAAUCGACAGCACCGUCGACGACCUGCGGCGCUGGCUUGACGUUGUCGAGCGUGGUCUGGACGACCUCCUGCACUCCAACCCCGACGACGACGAGCAUGCCCCCAGCAUCCGCGCGGCGUCUCCCUCGGGCCUCCCUGUCCCCCCACCGCCCGCCCACCCUGUCAACCCCGGCGGGCUUGCGGCGCGCUCGGCCGCAAACCUCAUUUGA
Molecule: messenger RNA, 2775 nt
Organism: Vanrija pseudolonga
Lineage: Eukaryota; Fungi; Basidiomycota; Tremellomycetes; Trichosporonales; Trichosporonaceae
Gene: nak1
Product: Serine/threonine-protein kinase nak1
Exons: 5
Coding region: 253-2775 (840 amino acids)
Biological process (GO): protein phosphorylation
Cellular component (GO): cytoplasm
Molecular function (GO): protein serine/threonine kinase activity; ATP binding
Source: RefSeq, a predicted model, not a curated record